GCUUUUCCAGUCCUAACUGUAGCGUGCCUCUUAAAAAUCGAUCUGAAAUGUCCGAUCCUCGCCUUCGCCAGCUAACCAUCAAAACAGGUGUUGUGAAGCGCUUGUCCAAGGAAAAAGUUGUGUACGAAAAGGAAGUCGUUACGCAGCAGAACCGUAUCGACAAGCUGAAAGCAUCCGGUUCCGAUGACCAUGUGCUGCGAAAGCAGGAAGAAGUUCUGCAGGAAUCAAUGAUGAUGAUUCCGGACUGUCAGCGACGUUUGGCUAAAGCUUACGAGGAACUUUCAGAAAUGAUCAAAAACGAAGAGGAGCUUAAGGAAUCGGAUCAGUAUCAAGCAGCGGUUGCGGUGCUGGAUGACGCCAAAGUUAAUCUUCCGCAAAAGAUAACUGGAUAGAC
Anopheles maculipalpis is the source of this 394-nucleotide messenger RNA. It is a transcript of the gene Tbca, whose product is annotated as tubulin-specific chaperone A. Gene Ontology annotation, biological process: post-chaperonin tubulin folding pathway; tubulin complex assembly. The transcript is spliced from 2 exons. Gene Ontology annotation, cellular component: microtubule cytoskeleton; cytosol. Gene Ontology annotation, molecular function: beta-tubulin binding. Lineage: Eukaryota; Metazoa; Arthropoda; Insecta; Diptera; Culicidae. The coding region runs from base 48 to 392 and encodes 114 amino acids. The record is from RefSeq and is a predicted model, not a curated record.